Messenger RNA from Limanda limanda (common dab), 954 nucleotides. RefSeq lists its product as uncharacterized. NCBI's taxonomy places the organism in Eukaryota, Metazoa, Chordata, Actinopteri, Pleuronectiformes, Pleuronectidae. Gene Ontology annotation, biological process: proteolysis. The coding region runs from base 1 to 954 and encodes 317 amino acids. The record is from RefSeq and is a predicted model, not a curated record. The transcript is spliced from 6 exons. Gene Ontology annotation, molecular function: serine-type endopeptidase activity.
AUGGCAGCUGGGACGAUCCUGAUACUAUUGAUGUGUAUAGUCCUGUUGAAUCAAGGGUCAAAGGCUCAGGACUGUGGAGAUGCACCUCUGAACACAAGGGUAGUAGGUGGCGAGAAUGCCACAGCCGGCUCGUGGCCCUGGCAGGUCAGCGUGCACUAUCUUGGGUCUCACAACUGCGGAGGGACCCUCAUCAGUGACCAGUGGGUGCUCACAGCUGCCCACUGCAUCCUAACAAACCAAAUCAAUGUGUGGACUCUCUACUUCGGAAGAGAGACUCAAAGUGGCCUUAAUGUUAACGAGGUGAGCCGCAAGGUUUCCCAAGUCAUCAUCCAUCCCAACUACAACAACACGAUGCUGAACAAUGACGCUGCCCUGAUGAAGCUCAGCAGCCCUGUCACUUUCAACAACUACAUCAAACCCAUCUGCCUGGCGAGUAAUACCAGCGAGUUCUUCAACUCCACCCUCUGCUGGGCCACUGGAUGGGGCAAACUUACGAAAAAUGAGACAUUACCAGCUACUAUGAAACUUCAGGAGGUGAAGAUCCCUGUCAUUGGAAAUAAGAAGUGCAGCUGCACUUACCAAGAAGAAAUAGACAUCACUAACCAAAUGAUUUGUGCUGGGGAAGAGAACAAAGGAGUGUGUCAGGGGGACUCUGGUGGACCUUUGCAGUGCAAACAAGGCUCAAAGUGGGUCCAGGCUGGCAUUACCAGUUUCGGAAUACCUUGUGCCACUGCGGGUUACCCUGAGGUCUAUGGCAGAGUGUCUGAGUUCCAGGGCUGGAUCAGAGAACAAGUGGCAGGAGCCAGUGUUGGAUUUGUGACAUACACCUCCAAUGGCACCGACCAAGACAGCAGCUUUGAGUGUUCCUCAAAUGGAACCUCCUCAUCAUCAACCUUGACAGCGCUGCUUGUGUUUGUUAUAAGCCCAGUGACAGUGUUCCUGCAGCUCCUUUAG